Paramisgurnus dabryanus is the source of this 3055-nucleotide messenger RNA. RefSeq names its product axonemal dynein light chain domain containing 1 (gene axdnd1). The record is from RefSeq and is a predicted model, not a curated record. Lineage: Eukaryota; Metazoa; Chordata; Actinopteri; Cypriniformes; Cobitidae.
AUGUCGGUGUGUGUAAAGUCCAGCCCGUCUCCUCCUGAUACACCGAGACCUGAGAGUCGCAGGAUGAAGAAACGAAAUCACUCCUCUCUCAAUAACAUGAUUGAAGAGUCUCCUCUGAGAGAAUCCGUGUCUGUGAAAGACAAAAGCAGGCCUCAAGAUGAGACGCUUCAUAAUGAUUUCAUUCCUGACGAGCUCCUUGCCACCCUGACAUCCACUGUAUCUCCUCAAAGCAAACUCAGACCCCUCAAAUUAACCAAAACUCCUAAGGACUUCGAGGUUUGCUUACUACACCGGCCUGAUGCAUUGUGGCACCACCCGGCUGGCCGCAAGAAAUACCAAUACUUUCUCAACCAGCCAACCUCCAUAAAUGGAGCUGGAAGAGAUAUAUCCUUCCUUUGUGAUGCCGUGACUCAAAAGGAUCAAUUGCAUCUCUCACCAAUGACUGAACGAGGCUCUGCUCAGGAUGAGAGUCCACUGGAAACUUUGAUCCCAGAAGAAUAUCACAUCAUUAAAAACAAAGGUCUUAGGGGGCUUCAGUGCUAUGAUGACAAAUUCACGAUUCUGCUGGAAGACGAUGAAAAGAAGCUAAGAGUCUUUCCAUCAAUGAAGCCCAGCAGUCGCCUUGAGGUGGUGCAGCUGAUGAAGGUGAUGGAUGAUAUGCUAGAGAAAGCAGGCGUCAAGCAGGAUGUUGAAGAACUAACUGAACACUCACAGAUGGAAAAGUUACUGGAGCUUGUUCGAAUUGAGCAGAACAUUUACAACAUCGUGUUCCAUGAACUCAUCCGGCAAGUCAGCGUUGAAUGCGCAGAGAGGGGUCAGCUUCUCGCCAAACUCAGGCAGAGAUAUGUGGCGCUUCUCAACCGUAUCCCACGGCAGGUGAAGGGUCUACACGCAGAAACGUUAGCACAGAGGGCCCUGGAUCGCCGGCUUAUGGAGGAGAUCAUGCACUUUAAAAACUCUGUCGCAAAGCUUCACUCGGAAUUAAGUAUGAUGAAAGAACAAGAUGAGUCUUUGUCCAAAGAGGCUGAGAAAACAAAAGAGGAACUUGCCAAAGCUCUGGAGGAAUCGCAGUCCAAUGCAAAUAUUGUAGCAGAGUUUCAUGAUCUUUACGAGCUGCAGCGGAGAAGACUUGAAGUGCAGAUGUUCCAUCUGUCCGAUGAGAGGGACCUUUGGAGAAAAGCGACCUAUAGCCUCGCUAUAAAGAUAGUAAAGAUAAAUAAACUUCAGCUUGUGAAACGGCUAAAUGUUAGCGAACAAACCUGGGCCAAGACCGCAGAACACUUCACACUCGUCCUAACAUCAAAGGACUCUGAGGAUAUGUCCCAUAUCACAGAGUUGACUGACCAAUGGAAAGAAAAAUUAACCGUCUUCAUGCAGAACAUCGGAAAGGCAGAAACCAGUCAACGUGAGACCAUCCAAUCUGUCCGAGCGAAUGUUGUAAAGUGGCAGAAGAUCUGCCAAGACCAGACCAGAAAAAUGGACAAAUCUUCAGAAGAAGAACUGUCACUUGACCUGAAACAAUGGUCGAUGGCAUUGACCGAGCAAAGUGAGCGUUAUGGCGGGGAAGAACUAGUGUCUGCUCAGGAAACGCUUGAAAUGCUAACUAACCUCCAAGAGUCCUGGAUUGAGGUUUGUCUUCGGGUCUUUAGGAGACACCCUGCUUCAGAUGGAGAGCCACCUAAAGGUCAAGAGGCCAUGACGGAGCUGGCCAAGACCAUAACCGAGCUUCACAAGCAAUUGGAAAUCCGUUUUAGUGGAGAAAGUGGGAUCCAUGCAACACUGAUGACCCUUAUUGAAAAUAUGGAGUUCUGGUCCAGAAGACUAAAAUCCCUGAGCGGACAUCCAGAACGCCAUCCGUUAGAUUGGGUGGAGCUGGAGGAAGCGCUUGGUAGUUUGAUAAAUCAGCUUGAAGACGCCCUUCUACAGGUGGAUGGCACACAGCCAGAACGGGAGAGGGCCAAGCAGAAACCUCACACCAGGAUUCAAAUCGAUGAUGUCUUAAAAACAUUGAAGGAUUUCUUGUUCUCCCAAGAAAACUUUUUCGACUGUGAAAACAUGAGACUUCGCGAGGAGGUUAAUUCUGUUCACUCUAAAAUGAUCCGCUGGAUGGUGGACCUUCUGCUUCUGAUGGUGCCGGAUGCAGCAUCUCAUCCAUCGUCUGAACUGAACAUCAUAGUCGAUGUGUCCGCUGAACAGCUGGGUAAAGAUGCCAGCAACAUCUCAGGGAAACUGGACUACCUUUCCAAAUACAUCACAAGUUCUUGCCAAGCCAUUGUGGAAGAGGACGUCUUGCAGAACUCGACUCACCAUGAUACAGAAAAUGAGCUACAUCGACUCGCCAAGCUUCAGAAGGAGUGCGGCGAAUGGAUGGAAGGCUGUCGGGUCCUCCUGAUGGAUGUGAAGGGAAGCCAUGUGGAGAUCCAGCUUUCUGUGCCACAGUCUGUGAGCGAGAUCCCAUUAGAGGACGCCAGCAUGGAGUCUCUGAUAGAGCAAGAACUAGAGGCACCUAGAGAGACAAAGGAAGAUGAAGCAGAACCAUUUUUCACAAAAGAUGUCAGCAAGCUUGAUGAAUAUGGGGAAGACCACGAUGUAAAGGCUAAAGAAAGCUCAGUCCUCAAGCUAAUAGGUCAUGAUGGUAAUAUAACCGAACAGAUCUUGGGAAAGGACACAGUCCAGCUCACCAGGACAGAAGAACUUGUUGUGUCUCCUCACACCGAGAAUGCCAAGGAAGCCUUCAAUGCUUUAGAAACAGUGAGAUCCCUUCAGCAGGAGCUUUUAGAGGUGGAAACUCGUGCCGCAGGUGCAGAAGCUCGAGCGCAAAAAGCAGAAGAAGAUCUGCUGGCGGCUCUGGACAAGAUACAAGAUCUGGAGAGACAACUACAGGCUCGGCACAAUGUGGAGGGCACUUUGAGCAAGGAAACUGUUACCUCUGCUCCCAUAACCCCCAGCACCCCUGCUCCGUCGUCUGAAGCCAAAACUCGAAGUCGGAAAGCCGCAUCGAGCGCUAAAGGCACCAAGAGACACUAAACUAGAGAUACACCAUACACCACAGUUC